AUGUCAGGUACAUCCAUGUCGUCUCGAAUGGGCGAGCAGCACCAGCCGCAGCAGACCUCCGUCUUUGCGAAAAUGCAGGGAAUGGGCACUGGGAUGCAUGGUGGAAUGGGCAACAUGGGCAGCAACAUGGGCGCCAUGGGAGGCAGCAUGGGGAUGGCCCGCAAGAUGGGCAAAGGCGGCAUGGGCGGGAUGAACAACAUGAACAGCAUGAACAACAUGGGUGGUGGCAUGAUGAACAGUGGGAUGGGCGGUAUGGGCGGCGGCAUGGGUGGCGGCAUGUGUGGCCAAGGAAUGCAAGGCAUGGGUGGCAUGGGCAUGGCGCAGGGCAACGAGAAGGGGAAGAUGGGCUCCGGCGGAAUGUGCGGCAUGACCAUGGGAGCCAUGGGCCAAAAGGGCAUGGGGAAGCCCAUGGGCUGCAAAGGCGACUCCAAUGGUUGCGGUGCACAAGGCACACUAGCAGCCUCCUCAUUUUUCGAUGCGUCGGCCGCCUAUAGGUGGCAGCAUGGUCCAGCGGCCACCGGUGAUGAUGCUAAGAGCAUCCUCCUCAGACGAUGUGCCAAUGCCAAGGCUUUGGUGGGGGAUGGCUUUAACUGUGGCGGACCAAUGCUCCUCCGUUUGAUACCAGUAGCUGCAGUGCAGUCGGACUUCAACCUCCCACUUCUCAGAACACAUCGCGAGCCCAUGACAAGUUUGGAUUCCAUUAGUAGCAGAUGCCCCAUGCUCUCUGAGGGCACCACACCCGCGCAGCGGAUGCAGAUGCAGCAGGCACAGCAGCAGGAGCGCUUGAUGCAGGCACCAUCCCAAGCUUUCCAGCAAAAAGAAGGGGCCUCGUAA
Messenger RNA from Symbiodinium sp. CCMP2592, 834 nucleotides. The record is from the annotation of a GenBank genome assembly. NCBI's taxonomy places the organism in Eukaryota, Dinophyceae, Suessiales, Symbiodiniaceae.